This is a messenger RNA of Plenodomus lingam JN3, 642 nucleotides long. Lineage: Eukaryota; Fungi; Ascomycota; Dothideomycetes; Pleosporales; Leptosphaeriaceae. The record is from RefSeq and is a predicted model, not a curated record.
AUGGCCAUUGAACAAGAUGGUCAUAGGACCAACUGGAACGCCGUGGGAUUCAGAGUCGUCGAUUUGAGCUUGUGGUGUUUACGACGACUUGCCUUCCUCGAGCGUCGAGGUGCGCAAGGCCCGUCAACCACGUGCACUGCUACCGAGGCAGCUUACGACCGACGAUUGUCGAGGGGUCGCUUCGGGGUCGGCGGCGAGCCGCAGCGGAGUAGGGAGGCCGAUAUACUUGCCGUGGCGAUUGAGGCUCUUCGAACGUGCGAAGAUGAGCGUCGGUAUGAGCUUCUGGAAGGUCAUGAGUGUGAUCUACAGCGCCAGAGCUGCUGCCAGGUGCCUGCGGUGAGUUUGGUGCCAAAGGCCACGCGAGAAACCAGGCGGUUCCGCCCACGAGGGUCAGAGAGUCUCUCUUCCCGUCAACUUUCGGAUGGGCAUGAGCAGAUGCAGAGCAUGCACCUCCCCAGUUUACAGCUGGAUUCCCAAGCGGGCGGAGGUUGUGGCAUGGCCUCAAAAGGGGGGAGGGCACAAUUGCGGGGUAAUGAUUUUCCGACGGCAGCACAGGUCCUUCAACAACAGCGCGUCCGAGCGGGGGGGGUCGGGAUCGGAGAGUGGGGGAAGUUUGCGACGGUGAGAGCCAUUCACAGCUGA